This is a messenger RNA of Bombina bombina (fire-bellied toad), 1255 nucleotides long. Its product is annotated as junctional adhesion molecule B. The transcript has 9 exons. The record is from RefSeq and is a predicted model, not a curated record. Gene Ontology annotation, biological process: leukocyte tethering or rolling. NCBI's taxonomy places the organism in Eukaryota, Metazoa, Chordata, Amphibia, Anura, Bombinatoridae. Gene Ontology annotation, cellular component: cell surface; protein complex involved in cell adhesion; tight junction. The annotation marks the transcript as partial.
UUUGAUUUCUGCUAUUUCAUUUUAGGUAAAGAAAUUCUUGGUGUGACGGUUACUUCAGAUAAUCGUAAUGUUAAAGCACUUGAGUUUGGAGAGGUUGUUCUCUCUUGCAAGUACAGACUGGAGAAGACUGAACAGAAGGUCAGGUUAGAAUGGAAGAAAGUUGUUACAAAUGGUGACGUCUCAUUUGUGUACUUUAAUGAUGCUUUAGCAGCUGAUCUACAGAAACGGGCUGAAAUGAUGGGUUCAAGCAUCAGAUUUAAGAAUGUUAGUAGAGGAGAUGCAGGAAAAUAUCGAUGUGAAGUUAGUGCGCCUCAAGAUACCAAAAUUUUUCAGGAGAUCGAAAUUGAAUUAAGCAUCUUAGUGGCCCCGAGUGUCCCUGUAUGUGAUAUUCCCAGCUCAGCCAUGAGCGGCUCAUCAGUUGAACUUAAAUGUUGGGAAAAUGAAGGCUCCCCAGCUUCAGAGUACAAGUGGUUUAAGAAUGGAGUUCCUUUAUUAGAAAACCCAGCCCCGAAUGCCAGGGUUACAAAUUCGUCUUAUACACUGAAUAAAAUCUCAGGCACUUUGCAAUUCAGUACUGUUGCCAAAAUGGAUACAGGGGAAUAUUACUGUGAAGCCAGCAAUGGGAUUGGAAAGACUCAGCGAUGUGUUGCAAAAAGUAUGCAAGUUGAUGACCUGAAUAUAGCUGCAAUUAUAGCUGGAGUGGUGGUUGUAACGCUUGUGAUUUUACUCUGUGGACUUGGAAUUUUCUAUGCACAUAAAAGAGGUUGCUUCUCAAGAGGAAAUUCUUCAGAGAAGGAAAAUGUUCACAAAUCUGCAUCACAAAAGGAAAAUGAUUUCAAGCACACAAAGUCAUUUGUGAUAUGAGAAAUCUUGCAAAAGAACCAUUUUCAACCUCCAACUACCUACAAGUUCAGCUUUCUUGAAUUGUAGACUCUGUUGUGAAUAUUAAAGACUGGAAAGCUAUAUAUUUUUACAUGGCCGAAAACGAACAAACAAUAUAUAAGAUGAAAAUGUUACUAUGUAAAAAGCUCCUAAUUGUUUGAACUGAACCUAAUGGUCAGCAUUUCAGCAACAGGCAGUCGGAACGCGUUGGAAGCUCCUUUUCCUGAGAAAAAAAACCCAGUGAAAACUGUUAAUGGCAUAUUGAGGUUCCAUGAUAAUUUGGAUAAGCAACUACCAUAUGAAAGUUAUAUUUCAUCAUUAUGUUUGAGUUCAUUUGUAUGUAUAUAAAGCAAAUAAGUAAUCCUACAAAUAA